CGGCGGACGCGCGCCUCAGGCGGCAGCCGCGCAAGAGGGACUUUGUGUUCCUCUGACCCUCCUGGGGGCGCUUCCUCCCGUGCCGCCCUUCCCCUCCCGCGCCGCGUCCUUGCGAGGCGCCUCCCAUUCGGCGGGACCGACCGGGGGAAUGGAGGGGGCACGCUCCUACGGCCCUCCCGGGACCCUGAAGAGACGCCCGCGUGCGACCUGAGACGCCGCCCUCGCCGAGGGCCCAUGGGCGCGUCCCCACGGGCGGGCGGCGGACGUGAGGGCGGCGAGCCGCGGGGUCGCAGCGUCCAGGAGGGCCGCGCUCGGGCUCGGCCCCGGCCCCGCGCAAGCCGCGCGCGCGCGCUCCCGCCGCAGCCCGGGCCGCGCCCGCCCCGCCUCUCCGCGCCGGCCCCGGAGCCCGGUCCGCGAGCGGCGGCGGCGGCCGGAGGGACGAUGAGCUGCGCGGGGCGGGCGGGCCCUGCCCGGCUCGCCGCGCUCGCCCUGUUGACCUGCAGCCUGUGGCCGGCGCGGGCAGACAACGCGAGCCAGGAGUACUACACGGCGCUCAUCAACGUGACGGUGCAAGAGCCCGGCCGCGGAGCCCCGCUCACGUUCCGCAUCGACCGCGGGCGCUACGGGCUGGACUCCCCCAAGGCCGAGGUCCGUGGCCAGGUGCUGGCGCCGCUGCCCCUCCACGGAGUUGCUGAUCAUCUGGGCUGUGAUCCACAAACCCGGUUCUUUGUCCCUCCUAAUAUCAAACAGUGGAUUGCCUUGCUGCAGAGGGGAAACUGCACAUUUAAAGAGAAAAUAUCACGGGCUGCUUUCCACAAUGCAGUUGCUGUAGUCAUCUACAAUAAUAAAUCCAAAGAGGAGCCGGUUACCAUGACUCACCCAGUAGAACUGGAGAGUGCCUCCACCAGCAGAUACAUGAGACUGUCCACUAGCCUUCCUUGCAGGCUCUGUGUCCCAGGCACUGGAGAUAUUAUUGCUGUCAUGAUAACAGAAUUGAGGGGUAAGGAUAUUUUGAGUUAUCUGGAGAAAAACAUCUCUGUACAAAUGACAAUAGCUGUUGGAACUCGAAUGCCACCGAAGAACUUCAGCCGUGGCUCUCUAGUCUUCGUGUCAAUAUCCUUUAUUGUUUUGAUGAUUAUUUCUUCAGCAUGGCUCAUAUUCUACUUCAUUCAGAAGAUCAGGUACACAAAUGCACGCGACAGGAACCAGCGUCGUCUUGGAGAUGCAGCUAAGAAAGCCAUCAGUAAAUUGACAACCAGGACAGUAAAGAAGGGUGACAAGGAAACUGACCCAGACUUUGAUCAUUGCGCAGUCUGCAUAGAGAGCUAUAAGCAGAAUGAUGUCGUCCGAAUUCUCCCCUGCAAGCAUGUUUUCCACAAAUCCUGCGUGGAUCCCUGGCUUAGUGAACACUGUACCUGUCCUAUGUGCAAACUUAAUAUAUUGAAGGCCUUGGGAAUUGUGCCGAAUUUGCCAUGUACUGAUAACGUAGCAUUCGAUAUGGAAAGGCUCACCAGAACCCAAGCUGUAAACCGAAGAUCAGCCCUUGGCGACCUUGCCGGCGACAACUCCCUCGGCCUUGAGCCACUUCGAACUUCGGGGAUCUCGCCUCUUCCUCAGGAUGGGGAGCUCACUCCGAGAACAGGAGAAAUCAACAUUGCAGUAACAACCUUCCCCAGAGCUUCGGCACCCCCAGCAGCAGGGACUUGGAACGUUUGCUCCCCACUGUGCUUCUGCACCCAACAGAGUGCUUUGCGCAUAGUGGUCACUUUUUUCAUCGAAACUCCUUGUCCCCUCGGAGUCUGGUGUAUGAAAGCGAAUUCUCCACAAUCGAACCUUCUUUGGACAUCAUCCGUUUUGGAAGAAUGGCAGCACUUUCCAAGCACAGGUUGGGGUUCAGGGUUAAUUUGCAAAGUUCCCCAAGGUGAGGCAUUGAGGACGGUAGUAUUGCCCAGGUGAGCCUUGUGGUAUUGAAAACCCGCCCAAGCUGAUCAUUGAAGGUGGGCGCCCAGCAAGCCUGGCUGUUUGCAGAGAAGAGGCUGGGCCCAGGAUUAACGUUGCAUUGGAGACGCAUCUCUGAACACUCACAUGCUGUUCUGUGCCAGGGAAGCUGGGGUUUUUAACAUCCUUUUGUGGUCCCUGCUUACAACGCGUACCUCCCUGUGGGAGAAGCUUCCUACCCGUGUGGAGUGCAGGUGCUGCUCCCUGACUGGCUCUGGAUGCUCCCCUCUCGCUUAUUCUACUUCCUGCUGAAGGGCCUCUUCUAAAGGGGGUUGAGAGAAGGCCUUGCCUUUGUAUCUCCUCUGAGACUGACCACCCACUUCCUGCCAGGGCAGGGCUAUGGGAGACGCAGGCCGUGGGGCCGGGUCUGUGUGCGGGGCCAGGCAGCCAUCUGCAUUGCCAUUUUCCAGCCUCCAUGUCGAGCAUGACGUAAAGUGACAAGUGUUUAUGUCAGCACAGAAACACUGAAGGCCCUUCCAUCCUGCAGCCUGUGGACAUUUCUACUCGGCCACCCCUGAGUAGAGGGAGUGUGUGUAUAGGGAGGUGGCACCCAGGAGCCCAGCCCAGCAGUGUCUCUGGGCACAGUGAUUUCAGGGGGGGUGGCCAGCAGUUGUGAAAAACAGAAUGAUCUGGAAUGUCUCAUUGGGAAGACCAAACCCCCUUCUUGCUGCAGGUGCCAGAUAAGCUCCCACCUUCAGUGUCCACUGUGCAGCCCAGUCCCCUCCACCAGUCCCAGCAUAGCAUGAAAAGGCACAGGAGCACCAGCUGCCGGGCUUACUGGACAGGGUGCAGCAGCCCGCAUCCCAGGCCAGCAUCCGAGGCAUCAGGGACAUGCAGGAUCUUCCCACACACCUGGGAUGACAUCGAAUUAACAUGAUGAGAAAAUUGCAUCUUGCGAGGAAUCCCAGUCCAGAACCACCACGGGCAAAUUUGUAAAACGAAUCUGCACACCCUCUUUGCAAAAGGACACACCUGAGUUGAGUCUGCCUGUCCUCACUGGUAUGAGCUGCGUGGGGGCGGGAGGCGCACAGAGCCUGGCUGUGAGAAGAGGAACCUCAGUCUGCACAUCCCUAGGGUCAGAUCUGAUGGCAAACCAAGCAGAUGCGUGAAUCCCCCGCCCUGUUCUCACUGACUGUGGAACAUGAAUUUGAAGUGGACACUUGCCAUUUUUCCACGUGCAGCUUCUCCCAAAGUGUCUUUUCUCGUGACGUGUCAGUAACAUGCCUCAGACACAGGUGUGCCUGAAAGAAACCUGCAGAGCCCCGGAUGGGGACAGCCUUCAGGAGCGUUGUCAGAGAGCGAGCAGUGGCAUUUCAUUUUCGCUCGUUUGAGACUAGAAUGGUGCAGAUUUUAAAGGUCUUGGCGGCUUUUGUGUUUUAUCUUUUACCAAGGGCUUUGGGUUUUUUUUUUUUUUUUAUUUACGAUAGUCUUUGUACUAUAAAAGUAUUUUCAAUGAGCAGCUUCAAUAUAGCAUCGUUCAAAAAAACAGGUUUCCCCAUUGGGCUCUCAGAGACAGGAUGAGUCUACAGGAGGCUAGAACCCAUUUGCUGGAGGUUCCAGACACGCGCCUGCAUUUAUGUGUGUUUGGCCCACCUGAGAGAUCGGAGAGCUCAGUUCUGAUUGUUGCCAUGUUGUCUUUACCACCUCCUUGUCUUCCCAAACCAAAACUCAGACCCCAAUGUAGCUUUUUCUCCUGAUUUCAGGUCCCACCAAGGUGUACACAUUAAAUUCCACUCAAGACAGUUUCUUUACUGAAAAGGUAUGAAAUUACUUGAGAAGAAAUAAAAAGUUCAGGCCCCUAGAAUCUGUCUAUUAAUAUAACAUGUGAAUUUCUGGGAAAUCUGGGGCACACAUUCGCUGUAGAAUAACCACGGAGGCAUUCCUUGCAGGGGAGCAUCCUCAGAACCGUGCUAUGGACCCUAGCUCGACACCCUUUUCUGGAAAAUCGGGGUCACUCUCUGGCUCAGCUACAGAAUGGCCUGUCUUUGUCAGGAGGGACACUAACUUCUCAUUAAGGUCAUGCUCUUCAGGAAUAGAGGAAAAUUUGGUUUUUGGUUUCCGGGUUUUUAUUUUUAUUUUUGUUUUUGUUCUGAGACAGGGUCUCUGGCUCUGCCCCCCAGGCUGGAGUACAGUGACGCAACUUCGGCUCACUGCAGCCUCCACCUCCUGGGCUCGAGUGAUCCUCCCACCUCAGCCCACCGAUUAGCUGGGACCACAGGCACGCGCCACCACAGCCAGCUAAGUUUUGUGUUUUCUGUAGAGAUGUGAGACUUCACCAUGUUGCCCAGGCUGUCUUGAAUUCCUGGGCUCAAGCAAUCCGCCCCCACCUCGGCCUCCCAAAGUUCCAGGAUUCCAGUUGUAAGUCACCAUGCCCGGCCAAGAAUGGCUUUUCUUUUUUAAUCCCAAAUAACAGCCUCUUCACUAGCUGCUAUGCUGGGGGAAAUCCCUGCUAAGUCGGGACCCUGGCAGGAAGCGGUCGGGGCUGCUUGUCCGGCGAGCACUGUGAGGUCACACAUCGCCACAUGGGCAGCGCUGCCCUGAGGCACCUGGGGAGCAGCGUUCUACCUGCUGCGGGUGUGAGGGGGUGGAGAGAGUGAGUGUCUCAGUUCUCGCAAGUCUUGCCACCAGCAGUGGUUAUUAGGAAAUGUAUGAUAACCUCAGUCAUUGUUGAGGGGGAACUAUUUGAAGUAAGGAAGAGGCUGAGGAGUCAGCUAUUUACACCACACACCCACCCCCCUGCCUCCAGUGGACUGCUGUGAGCUGGGCCUGUGCCAGGUGAGCAGAACCAUGGGCAUGUCUGGCAGGAUGAGCAAGUCUAGGGCCAGGGCAGCCAUCAGCAUCCUCUGGGAGUUGGUUGUGACUAUUGAAAUGCAAAUGCUUAAGCUUUGGUGAUUUUUUGUUUGUUUGUUUGUUUUUGAGAUGGAGUCUCGCUCUGUCGCCCAGGCUGGAGCACAGUGGCUGGAUCUCGGCUCACUGCAAGCUCCGCCUCCCGGGUUCACACCAUUUUCCUGCCUCAGCCUCCCGAGUAGCUGGGACCACAGGCGCCGCCACCUCGCCCGGCUAAUUUUUUGUGUUUUUAGUAGAGACGGGGUUUCACCGUGUUAGCCAGGAUGGUCUCGAUCUCCUGACCUCGUGAUCCGCCCGUCUCGGCCUCCCAAAGAGCUGGGAUUACAGGUGUGAGCCACCGCGCUUGGCCAAGCUUUGGUGACUUUUAACAUCCUAAGGGAGGAGCUGCCCAUAGUAGCCCUCCUUUCCUGUUAUUCCAGGGGGACGGGAGGCCAGACAGCCAGGGCUUCCAGCGCAGGAGGUGGAGCUCAGCAGCCAGUUGUGGUGGUGAGCAUGUCUGCCCAGGGCUGCCUGCUCUGCCCUCCUCUUGGGAAGACAAGCUCUGCCUCCAGCUAAAAACUCCUCACAAUCCUGAUGAGCCUUGCUUUUGCAGAUAGGCCCCAUCUCCCAGCUCCCCUGGUGGUCCUCAGGCCUGGCUGAGAAGCACAUCCACAAGGCACUGUCUUGAGCACUGGUCUGGCACCUGCCAGCCUCCGUGAUGUGGCAGCAGCCCCAGCUGCCAGUGAGUCUGAUGAUAUUUGGAAAAGUAUUUUUUAAAAUGGAAAAGUAUUUUUUAAAAUGAGAUUACUGAAUUUUACAAACUUGACAUUUUCUAUUGGCUUUAGAAGCUCUUCUCAUGUUUUUAUUCCCCUCACAUCCAAUCCAUUCAUUGAGCUACAUGCUAAAUCAAAUUGGUUUUUUUAUAUUUUUAUUUUUUUAGAGACAGGAUCUUGCUCCGUCGCCCAGGCAGGAGUGCAGUGGCACAAUCAUGGCUCGCUGCAGCCUUGACCUCCUGGGCUCAAGUGAUCCUCUCACCUCAGCCUCCCCAGUAGCUGGGACCACAGGCUCAUGCCACCCACGCCUGGCUGAAGCUAGUUUUAACUGAAGAAAAAUCAAAGUGUUCUCUUGCUGUUAACCUUUAUUAUUGAGGCAUUGGCUGUGCUGUAGGAAAACAAGGAGGUGACGUUAAUGUCAGUGGUUGACAUUAACCGCUGGCAAGUGGCAAUGCGGUUCCUUGACAAGUGGUUGCUGCUCUUAAAUGUCAGGAAACAAAAACACUGAUUUUAGAGAUGUAGAAUGUAGAAAGAAAAGAGUGGGGUUCUACAGUUAAUAUCAUCAGCAGACUUUUAUUAAGCUUUCAGUCUGUGCAAACACAUAUACUUGAAGUUGGGGUGAAUCCGUGACCAUUAAAAUUUUGGCUGUUCUAGACAAUGGGCACAUUAUCAACCAACUGGGCUGUGAGAGCAAAUGAUAAGAGGGUGAAUCUGGAUGAGGAGGGACUUCCAGGGCACAGGCGAAGGAGAGGCGUUGCAGCCAUAGACAGGCCCAAGCGAACAGUCAAGAGAAGGCAAGGACAGUGGCCAGGAGGCAAGGACAGCACUUCCUGGGCAGGGACCGCUUGCCAGGGGGACCAGACUCCUGUCUCUGGAAAGAAAAGGAGCCGCACUGGGGGUCAGGGAGGCUGGGCACGGCCCCGGCCUGGGAUGCCAGUCCUGCCUGGGGCCCAAGGCAAAGGGGAGGCAUUCACAGACCCCACCCCAGGCUCUGACACCAAGUGGAAGAGGAAGGAGAUUGAGGCAGAAACCUGGGCUUCCAGGCCUGGUGCCCGGGUGGGUGUCGAUGGGACCCAGGGAGAGUCCUGUGGGGAUACUUCAGGUCUGGGCUGGCAGGGGCUCUGGAAGGAGGCAUGGAGGUGCGAACCUGGUGGCCAGUGGAGGUGCAGUGGGGGUGAGGUGGCCAGGGUGCAGACCCCUGCAUCAGACCGCCUGCAAAGCUGUGUUUAUUUAUUUAUUUAUUUAUUUAUUUAUUUUGAGUCAGGGUGUCACUCUGUCAUCCAGACUGGAGUGUGGUGGCGCAAUCUCAGCUCACUGCAAGCUCCAUCUCCCAGGCUCAAGUGAUUCUCCUGCCUCAGCCUCCUGAGUAGCUGGGUUUACAGGUGCAUGCCACCACACCCAGCUAAUUUUUUGUAUUUUUAGUAGAAACGGGGUUUCACCAUGUUGGCCAGGCUAGUCUCAAACUCCUGACCUCAAAUGGUCCGCCCGCCUCGGCCUCACAGAGGCUGGAAUUACAGGUGCGAGCCACUGCACCGGCCUGUUUCUGAAUUUUUUUAGAGACAAGAUCUCACUCUGCUGCCCAGGCUGGAGUGCAGUGGUGUAAUCUCGGCUCACUGCAGCCUCGACCUCCCGCGCUAAAGCGAUUCUCCCCCCUCUGCCUCCCGAGUAACUGGGACUACAGGCGCGUGCCACCACACCCAGCUAAGUUUUAAAAAAAGAUUUUUAGAGACGGAGCUUCUCCAUGUUGCCCGGGCUAGCCUCAAACUCCUGGGCUCCAGUGACCCUCCUGCCUUAGCGUCUCAGAGUGCUGGGAUUACAGGCGUGAGCCACCACGCCCGGUCAGAAGCUGUGUUUUAAGUGGACGUGCCAUCUUGUCCUGCUGAAGUAUCUCCAUGUAAUCACAAUAUCUAUGGCACCCAAAUCUCCUCCUUCUUUCUCCCUCCCCAACACACCCCCACAGGUAUGCACACACUGACAUGCGCUGGAGGCAGAAUCUCCCAAGGGGGGCUGGUCAGGAGAGGUGUCCCUGAUUUCAGAUGGAGGUGGAAGCCAGAGUGGGGCUGGACCCGCCCAGUGACAUGAGGAUGGGGCUUGGGAUAAAGCCCUGGGGACACUGACAUUUAAAGUGUGGACAGAAGGCGCUACUGAAGGCAAUGGAUGUAGAAAAGCAAUUGAGUACGAUUUCCGUCUUCAGAACGGCUGUCCAGCCAGCUCUCACUUCCUGUCCUGUGUUCAGUGCCACCCGGAGGCAGAGUUUAAUGUGACUAAAGUCAACAUUGGCCACAUUGUCAGUGAGUGUGGGGAGAUGAGUAAGGGCUCCUCGCAGGGCGAUACCCACAGCUGAAAAUAGCGCCUUCCCCUCCCAGGUCUGGUGAGAGCAGUUGUUACAUAUGAAGGGCGUGGAGUCUGGUCUUGUAUUUUGGCCUUGUUGGUAAAGCAUUCCAAAGCUUCGACACACCCUCCUUUUAACCCAUUAGGAAAGGCUGUUGAUUGUAAUCUUCACGUGGUGCCCUGGGCUAUGGUGAAGAGCCUUGCAGAAGAACUGGGAGAAGCCCUACAUGGAUUUGAAGUAUUGUAGCAUCAGAAAAUCACACUGGAAGAAGGCAGGUGGGGACAAGGUGCCUGUGUCUGCUCCUUGGAAUUCCUUUCCUUAUUGUCCGAGGCAAGUACAGGGAAAGCAAAGCAAAGCAAAUCUGCAUCUAGGAGGAACGUUCCCUUGUGAGGCAUGGGACUGGCUCCCCUGUGUCUCAUGGGGGCUCUGAGUUUCAAGGUCACACUGGCCUCCUGAGGCCUGGCUGAGGCGGCUGGGUUGGGAGUCAGGAGACCCCCAGUAGCCAUGAAGCUCCUCUGGGACAUUGCUAAAGGUCCUCUUUCUUGUGGGUGUCCUGGAAGAUCCCAACAAACUGCACUUUGAAGAAGAGAGGCUGAGAGGGCCUCCAGCCGCCUGCGUUCUCCACAGCUGUGGCCCCACAGCCUGCAGUGACCGUGGAGGGCAGGCGCCAUCCGCCUCGGCUGCUGAGUCUUGGCUCCUGUGGUCCCACAAAGACCCUGUGGGGGCCACCCAGUUGUCACCUGGACUCAUCUUGGGUUUUCCUUCCCUUUCCACCCUAAGCUCAAGGUAUUUUUUUCCUGUUUUUUUUUCACUCUAACUUGGGGAAGAAGGAAGAUCCUUUAUGGGGGGAAAAAAAAAACAAAAACAAACUUUGAACGUCCUGCAACUUGAGUUUUAAGCUUUCAGAAAUAUUCAGUGCUUCUGGCCCGCUCAGACCUCUGCCUGGGCUGCGGAGUUCCUCCUGUUGACUCCUUCUCCCUGUGCACACACCACAAAAGCUCUCGGUGGCCCAGCCACCCCUGAAAGCAGUGCUGGUAGCCAGAUGCCGCCCAGGUCCCCUCCCGAGCCGAGGGUGGCACCCCGCCCAGCGCACAUGCAUUCUCCUGUGGGAACUCAGGGGCAUGUGGUGAGCAGGCUCCUGUCAGUUGAGGCGGGGGCUCCUGGCCCAUCUUUGCUCUCCUCUCAGGCUGCCCAGCUCCCGGCGGCACAUGGUGGCCUGGCAAGGCUGACUUGGCCUCCUCAGUUCUCCACCCAUCCACAGAUCGUCGCCUUCCCUAGCCACCUCUCUAUGGCCACCAACAUCUGCGGAGCAUCACAGACAGUGGUUCUGAGCUGGGGUUUACAAAUUUAACCCAACACAGAGUGAAUUCAAAUUUGCUUUUGGAACUCCCUUUAUCUCCAAUUAAGUGCAAGUAUAUUUACACUAUGUGAUAUUUAAAGGACUUCUCCAAUGACUGGGAGGUACUGAACCAAGAUGUUUGUAAAGAAACAGUGGGGUGAGGUGGUUAGUAGAGUAUAACGUCCUGGCCAUUUCUUUUCCUUCAGGUGAGUAAGCGCUCCUUCAGCAGAAAGGCUGCAGGUUGCUGGCUGUGCUCUGUGGACUGGGCCAGUAGGUGUGGCCCAGGUCCAGGUCCUGGCACCUUUGCUGGGUGCCCAGCCUGAGACGACACGUGCCAUCCUGGAGAGAAGCAGAGAGGGUGCUGUCUCCGGGCGUUCCUCAGACAGCCUGGGCCUGGCUCGCUGAGCCAGCUGGAGGAGGGGAUCUCCUGACUGGGGCUUGGGGCCAGAUCUACUGCAGAGAGGCAAUAACUCUGUCUAAAGAGAAAACUUGUCCAGUGUGAUUACAAAAACAGGAAAAGGCUCCAAGCUAGGAAGUGAUAUUUGAGGUGUGGAGAACAUUCUCACCUGAUGGAAGCAUCCUGCUCCUGGACAGGAGAAGCUGGUGCAAGCCCGAGGUCACGUGUGUCUCAGUUGUUUUGGACCCUCUGUAGCUUUUACACUCAUAAAAUAUUACAGUUGCCCCUUUCAUAUUUGGGUCAUUCAAAGAGCCCACCUCACUCCAGGCUCCUGCUCACUAUGCACAGCAUCUCAGAAGAUGGCGCACAAAACUCUUUUUCUAACUGUAACACAGGUAAUAUGGGGUGGGGAGGCUUGGGAUAUACCUAAACGUGGCACAUGACUUGUAUUCCACCUUGAGGGAUGAAAAGGAAACUAUGCACUUGAAUGUUAAUUAAAAUUUUAAUUUAAUUCAUUGGAUAGCUUGUGCCAGAAAGAACAGUCAAUAUUCAAGAAGCAACACUGGUGAUUAGCUCAGUUUGGGCCUCCCUGUACGGGGAGUUUCCUUGUCUGGAACGCAAACACCUACAAGUAGAGUGUGAGCUGGUUCUUGACAAUCAGAUCUCAUCAGCCCUUUGAAACGUUCUGGGCAGCGCAGCUCCUCGGUCUGCAUGGUUGGUGUAAGUAUAAUCAAGUAGUGAAAUUGUAUGGUAUACACCUACAUGCCAACAGUGUACACCUGUAUGUGCAGAAUUUGCUAAUAUAACCAUUUCAAUAAAAACCGACUGAAAAAGCUGA
Molecule: messenger RNA, 10503 nt
Organism: Macaca mulatta (Rhesus monkey)
Lineage: Eukaryota; Metazoa; Chordata; Mammalia; Primates; Cercopithecidae
Source: RefSeq, a predicted model, not a curated record